CACACACACACACACACACACACACACAGAGAAAGGAAAAGAGAGAAUACGGUCGUUCUGGACGAUUUAAGCAUGUCGUGUUGGUUUGUUGUGUAUCUGUUUGUUCUGUCUCUGUGCUCAGCUUUGGCUAAGACCAGCGCUACUGAAGGAACAUUUGCUGGUCAUUCUGAUGGCUCUGACAAAAUUGGGAGGUCAGAGGGAGCGAGCGAUUUUGAGAGCUUUGAUGACAUUACAGGACCGUCUAAGAGAAAAGGUACCGGCCGGCUGCUAGUGGUGCCGAUGGACGGGAGUCACUGGACCGUGGUGAAGGCAGUGGCAGAGGAAAUGGGCCGCAGAGGCCACACCGUGCUGGUGCUGAUGCCGGAGGUCAGCAUGCGCCUGGACUCUGGGAAGCACUACAUGAGCAAAACAUUUCCGGUUCCGUACACACAGGAUCUAUUUAACCAACUGUCAGAAUCUUCCCAGAAGCUGAUUGGUUCUACGGCGGGUCUGACCGAGAGGAUCUCAGGGAGACUGAAACACAUGAGAGAGAUUAUGAAUCUGAUGAUCUCCACUAGUGAGAGUUUAUUAUUUAACACUGAGCUGCUGGAGUUCUUGCGGAAGCAGGAAUUCGAUGCAGUACUGACUGACCCUGUGAUGCCAACUGGAGCCAUUUUAGCCUAUAACCUAUCCCUGCCUGCCAUCUACAUCCUUCGUGGCCUACCAUGUGGCAUGGAUGCUAUCGCCACCGCCUGUCCUGACCCUCCAUCCUACGUCCCCCGUUUUUUUACGAAACACACCGAUCGCAUGUGCUUCACUCAGCGUGUGUUAAACCUGGUGGUGUAUAUGGUGGAACCUGUGAUUUGUAAGCUACUGUACUGGUGGUUUGAUGAUGUGGCCUCACGUUUCCUGCAGCGCAGCAUCAGUAUGACGGAGAUCCUAAAUACAGCUGCCGUGUGGCUGCUGAGAUACGACUUCACCAUGGAGUUCCCCAAACCACUGGCGCCCAACACUGUGCUGAUUGCAGGACUGAACUGUGCUGUGACCAAGCCUCUGGACCCGGAGGUGUUGGAGUUUGUGGAAGGAUCAGAACAUGGAAUUGUAGUUUUCACACUUGGCUCAUUAGUGCCAGCAAUUCCGAAAGAGAAAGCAGCCAUUUUCUUCCAGGCCUUCAGCAGAAUCCCUCAACGAGUCCUGUGGAGAUAUAUGGGUGAAGCUCCUCAAGACAUUCCUGGGAAUGUGAAGCUGAUGAAGUGGCUUCCUCAGAACGACCUUUUAGGUCACCCAAAGGCAAGAGCGUUCAUUACUCAUGGUGGCUCACAUGGUAUUUAUGAGGGGAUCUGUCACGCUGUUCCCAUGGUGAUGAUGCCACUCUUUGGUGAUCAGGGUGAUAACGUGCAGCGAUUGGUCAGUCGUGGAGUGGGUGUGGCCUUGAACUUCUAUGACAUCUCAGCUGAUGUGCUAGUCAACGCCCUCGACACUGUCAUCAAUGACAGCAGUUAUAAGGAGAAGAUGAUGAAACUAUCUGCUCUUCACCAUGAUCAACCAAUAAAUCCACUGGAUCUUGCAGUGUACUGGACAGAAUAUGUAAUGAGGCAUAAAGGGGCGGAGCAUCUACGUUCAGCUGCUCAUAACCUUAACUGGUUCCAGUAUCACAGCCUUGAUGUGUUUGGCUUUCUGCUGGUUGUCAUGGUGAUUGUUGUCACAGUAAUGAUGAAAUGCUGCAUGUUGUGUUUAAGAUGCUAUAAGAAUUUACAGAAGAAGAAAGAGGAGUAAAAAUGUUGCUACUGUUUUAUUUCACUUUUUUUUACUUAAAAACGAAGACUCUUAUGAAGAGUCUUACAAUAGAGUCAGAGUUAGAGUCAGAGAGUCAGAGUUAGC
Hemibagrus wyckioides is the source of this 1860-nucleotide messenger RNA. Its product is annotated as UDP-glucuronosyltransferase 1A5-like. The coding region runs from base 73 to 1755 and encodes 560 amino acids. Gene Ontology annotation, molecular function: UDP-glycosyltransferase activity. The record is from RefSeq and is a predicted model, not a curated record. NCBI's taxonomy places the organism in Eukaryota, Metazoa, Chordata, Actinopteri, Siluriformes, Bagridae. The transcript has 5 exons.